Lodderomyces oxycetoniae is the source of this 1692-nucleotide messenger RNA. It is a transcript of the gene RET2, whose product is annotated as coatomer subunit delta. The coding region runs from base 1 to 1692 and encodes 563 amino acids. Gene Ontology annotation, biological process: Golgi localization; endoplasmic reticulum to Golgi vesicle-mediated transport; retrograde vesicle-mediated transport, Golgi to endoplasmic reticulum. Gene Ontology annotation, cellular component: COPI vesicle coat. The transcript has a single exon. The record is from RefSeq and is a predicted model, not a curated record. NCBI's taxonomy places the organism in Eukaryota, Fungi, Ascomycota, Pichiomycetes, Serinales, Debaryomycetaceae.
AUGGUUGUUUUAGCAGCAUCAAUUUGUACCCGUGGUGGUAAGGCUCUUAUAUCGAGACAAUUUAGAGACAUUUCCAAGGAUAGAAUUACUGCUUUACUUGCUUAUUUUCCAAGUUUGAUUUCCAAUUCAACAAGUCAACAUACUAGCGUUGAAGACGAUAAUGUGAGAUAUGUGUACCAACCAUUAGAAGAGUUUUACAUUGUUUUGAUUACAAACAAGAGCUCGAACAUUUUACAGGAUAUCGAUACAUUGCACUUGUUUGCUUCAACUAUAAGUAACUUGUUGAGAAAUAUCGACGAACGUGAAUUAUUCGAGAAUGCCUUUGAUAUAAUCGAUGCCUUUGACGAAGUUAUCAAUUUGGGCUAUAAGGAGAAUUUGACCAUUAGUCAAGUGCUGACUUUCUUGGAAAUGGACUCCCACGAGGAGAAGAUACAGGAAAUUAUCGAAAGAAACAAGGAAUUGGAAGCAACAGAGGAAAGGAAAAGAAGAGCAAAGGAGAUACAGAGAAAGGAGUUGGCUAGACAGCAUAUGAGUAUGGGUGGCCCUGGCUCACUGGAUUUCGGUUAUGGAAUGAACAAGCCUUCAAUACAACCUACUUAUCAACCCACACCAACUAUUGAAACUGCACAUGAAUCUAAAUCCAAUUUCACUUCCUCUACUACUUCCGCUAGUGGUAGACCAAGAGGUGGUGGAUUACAAUUGGGUAAGAAACCAACCAAGAGCGUACCUGGUCACGCAAUGUUGGGAAAGGGAACGAUUAACGAACCGUUACUUUCGAACCAGCCACUAUUCACCCAUCAUUCACAACAGCAGCUACAAAAACAAACAUCUUCUACUCUGGUAUCCAAAAGUGCAUCACCUGCUGCUCCUCAAACUCAGAGGAUUGUUAAUAAUGGCAUCUUAAUCACCAUAAAUGAAAAGGUUAAUGCUAAAUUAACUCGUGAAGGCUCAAUCACUUCUUCCGAAGUCAAGGGAGAUUUGCAGUUGAGAAUAAAUGACCUGAGUUUAGCAAACUGUAGAUUAUUAUUGAAAAUCCAUGACAAGGCAGAUAAAAAACAGUUCAAGAUCCAUCCUAAUGUUGAUCGUAAUUUGGUACUCAAUGAAAAUAUAAUUGUCGUUAAGGACAAGUCCAAAACAUUUCGAUCUGAUGAUCAAGCCACGGGGAUUUUCAAAUGGAGAUAUGUUGGCAAAUCUGAUGAUACUAGUUCCGUGCCAUUAUUGAUUACCGCGUGGGUAAACAUCGAUGAUAAUUCACAGGCCCAAGUUACCUUGGAAUAUGAAUUAGCUGGAGAUUUCGUUGAUGCGCACAAGUCCAAUGGCGGUUUCUCUGUAUGUGAUGUAAAGAUAUUAGUCCCAGUAGUAAACCAUGAUUUGUCGUUACUGGAGAAUGAAUUGAUAUCGUAUGAUAUAUUGGAGCAAACGGGAACGGUUUUCACAAUUUCGAAAAUUGAUCUCGAAGAGCCUCUGGGAUCGUUUGAGUUUAGUGUGCCUAUAGAGAAUGCCGAAGAGGGAGAGGAGUCAUUGUUUCCUAUGGAAUUACAAUACGAUAUUAUUAACACGGAGUUAGUCGAGGGAGAUGUCUCAUUAGGUGGUAUAUCAAUAACCGAUGUUGUUACAAAUGACGAUGAGGAGAAAUCGUUACCUUUUGAGUUACAUUCAAAUAUUAUUUCUGAUAGUUAUAUAGUGCAAUAG